This is a messenger RNA of Tilletiopsis washingtonensis, 2217 nucleotides long. RefSeq lists its product as hypothetical. The transcript has 3 exons. Bases 1 to 2217 code for a protein of 738 amino acids. The record is from RefSeq and is a predicted model, not a curated record. Lineage: Eukaryota; Fungi; Basidiomycota; Exobasidiomycetes; Entylomatales.
AUGACUGCCGCUCCUGCAUUCGCCGCACAUGCGCCGGCAGCUGGAGAGGCAUCUUUGGGCACACGAGCGCUGCCCGGCGGCAGUGCCGCGCUGGCACCGGCGCUGCUGCGGCGCACGCGCCUCGAGGAGCGCAGCCGCCGCCGGCGCCAGGCCGCGCCGCCCGUCGACCACUCGUUCGUGCUCGGCGUCACGGACCCGCAGUCGUGCGUGCCCAUGAACAUCACCUUCAACCCCUCCAAGGGCGUGCCGCCGUUCACAGUCCAGAUCGCGCCCAGCGGCUGGUUUCCCGCCGUCUUCAGCGUGCCGGCGUCGUACGCGGACCCGACGCUCUCGCAGUGGCUCGUGCAGUACACGCCGCCGGUCUACACCAUGCCAGACGCACCCAGCAGCAGCCGCAUCACGCCAGACAUGGUCGUCACCGUCGUAGACUCGAGCGGAGCGAUGGCCAACUCGAGCAGCAUGAUCACCGUCAAGACGGCGCCCGACGGGAUCAGCUGCGACAACAUCAGUGGGACUCUGCCAUUCUUCUUCUACAACGACCCGAGCCAGACCACAUGCGAGCCAUUCCACGUGGCAUGGAACAGCACGAGCGGCAACAAGACGUGGCAGGAUCCGCUGGGCCUCUACUUUCUCCCUCAGCGUCUGCCGCCGCUCUACAUGCCCAUCAGCAACUCGUCGACGCUCAACAUGACGUUCCCGCUCGCCGUGCCCGCAUCGACUGACUUUCUCAUGACGAUGAGCGACGCCAGAGGCUCAAGCGGCGGCGUCUCCGGGCGCAACUCAGCUGGCUUCUCCGAGUACUCCGACCUCUCCUGUCUCCAGCAGCCCUUCAGUCAGAUCCUGCCCACGCCGACCGCGACGCUGACAUACCCGAUGCCCGACUACGUCGCCUCGGUGCCCUCGCUCACCACCUCCGACGGCGUCAUCUACACGCAAACGGUCGUCGCGACAGUGCGCAACGGCAAAGCAGCCGGCCAACGCGGCACGGACGCCGGUGUGCUUGGCGCCUCCGUGGGCGUGGGCAUCGCAGCGGCGCUAGGCGCAUGUCUGGUGUUCUACAUUCUCUGGCGGCGACGACAGAAGCGCAGAGAGCUGUCAUGGGAUGUGCCUGAUGGCGUAGCGAGCACGCUGGGCCACAGUGGAGCGCCCAUCGAUCGCAAGUUCGCACAGCGGCUGCAGCCACAGGCCAACGUCGCAGGUCAACGGCGCAACCCCGAUGGUCUCGCAGCAGCAGGGGAGAUGCCGGGCAAUCGCUCUUCGCGGACGAACAGCUUGCACAGCAGUCUGCACUCGUUCGGUGGCAGUGCGUAUGAGCUGCGGGCAGAGUACAACAACGCGCCGCUCGACUCGCCGACUGGCUUCUACACUUCUCCGCCGGGCACUGCGCCGCUGCCGUACUCGGACUUUUCGCCUCCCAGCCACUCCUACGGCGUCGGCGAGAACUCGUUCGGCUCGCAGGAGCAAGAAGUGCUCUCGCAGCUCUCGCCGCAGCAAAUGGCCGCGCCGCAGCGCUCGCACUAUGGUGCUCGUCGUGCAUCUGCCUCUUCAGGCUCCAUGCGCGUGGGCGCUGGAGGCGCAGCGGCGUAUCGCUCGCCAUUCGGCGACUACUCUUCGUCUGGCGAUAUCGGCUCGGGCCAGUACGAGGAGGUGCCGAUGAGUGAGCCGCGCUAUCCGACGUCUUCGGCCGGGAGCGGCACGUACGGCACGACUGGCACGCCGACUUCCGCGGCGCAGGCGUACAGCACGGCGCGCACGGGCUCGUCAGGCUCCUCCUCAAGCACCGGCAAUCCCUUCUCCAACUCUCGUCGUGCUCCCGCCUCCGCUUUGGGCUCCAUGCCCGGCAACUCGAGCUACGCCUCUUCGGGCGCAGCAGCAGCAGCGCCGAGAGCGGGCUAUGGCUUCGUGCAGCACAGCGAUGCAGGCCUGCUCCUUGACGACUCCAUCGACGACGCCGAUGCAGAAGCGGAUGCAGCGAGACAGGGCAUCGUGGAGCUGCCGCCUCAGUAUGACGCCGUGCCGCGCCGCGAGCCGAGGCAGCAGCAACAGCAAGCUGCCAGCUCGAGCUCAAGUCCGAGCGCGACGACGUCGUCGUCGUCGGCGCAGGCAGCGCAGGCAUCACAGCCACCACAGUCACAGCAGCAGCCGACGCUGGCAGAGGGCGAGGAGGAGGAUGAGGCCGAGUUCUGGCGGCCUGCGCCUGCGCCUUCGCGGCCCUAG